AUGGAAGUAAUUUGAUAUUUCAUUAACUUUUAGCAAUUUAUAAAGGACCUUGAUUCAACAGAUAGUAACUCUAUAAUGAUUAUUAUAUAGAAAAAUCCCCUUAAAAAUUAAAAUUAGUUAGAUCAUCCAAUACUUAUCAGAAGUAAAACUCCUCACCCAAAUAAAUUAAAGAGGAAUUAAAAAAAAAUAAGAUCAUCAAGAAGCUAGAAUUUAAUGAUGAAUUUCUUAUAAUUAAAUAGGAUGGAAUUAUUAGUCGAAGUACUCGCCAAAUAACUAAAAAUAAUUAAAGUAUCAGUAUUGUAUUAUUUAGUUAAUUCUUCAUAUACAUUGGGUCUUCUAAAUUCUAUAGAACUUAAUAAUAAAAAUGAAAUUAUUAACAAAUUGAUCAAAACAAAUGAUCAUGAAUUAUUAUAAGUGUCUAGAACAUCUAAUAUAUAUUGUAAGUGUCGUAAAUCUAAAUGCAUUCAAAACUAUUGUGUCUGUAGUGCCAACAAUUAAGAAUGUAAAUCAAAUUGUGAAUGUUAUAAUUGUUCAAACAAAUAACCCAAAUCUAUACUCCCCAAAUCAACUUCAAUAGAGUUUAAUGGAUGUAAUUGUAGAAAAUAAAAGUCAUCUUAUUUAAUAUUAUUACAUAGUUGUUCCAAACGUUAUUGUGAAUGUUAAAAGAGAAGGAUCAAGUGUACUUCUAAAUGCAAUUGUUGUGAGGAAUGUGAAAAUUAAGAGAUCUAGCUCCUGCCAUUUUAAUUAGAUAGUCUAUCCUGA
This is a messenger RNA of Paramecium pentaurelia, 762 nucleotides long. The record is from the annotation of a GenBank genome assembly. NCBI's taxonomy places the organism in Eukaryota, Ciliophora, Oligohymenophorea, Peniculida, Parameciidae.